AAAUACAACAGACACUUAAAAAAAACCUAAAAAAAAAAAAGAAAAGAAAAAUUCGCCAAUUCUUCGAUUUCUUCGAAGCUACCUCUUAUUGAUUUCGAAUUUACUUCAACACCCUUUUCUCCAAUUCCCAGGUUUUAAUCGAAGGAACUCGCUUUUUGUUUUGUUCUUUUAAUUUUGAAUUUUGGGAUGGAAUGGAGUCUACCAUGAAAAUUUCGUCGUCAAUUAUAUUUCCCAUAAAUUCAACACCAAAAUUGAAUAAUUAUAACAAAGUUUCGUAUGGGUUCCGAUACAACGGGAGCAACUUCAUCUUUAAAAUCGGCGCCGUUUAUUCCAAUGGCUCUGUUUCUUCCUCUGCUUCUCAUGGGGCUGAGUCAAGGGCAGUGGGAGAUGCACACAGACGAAGAAGCAGUCUUGAAUCUCUAUUUUGUUACGAUAAACCUAUCCCAGAGGAACGAAUUGAAGAACCAGUUGGGUUAUCUUUGGCUGAAAAAAUAGUUGGAGAUAAUCUUCGUUGCACUGAUUGUCAGGCCAAGGGGGCUGUCCUUUGUACCACUUGCUCUGGUUCUGGAUUGUACGUGGACUCAAUAUUGGAGAGCCAGGGCAUCAUUGUCAAAGUCCGCUGCCUAGGUUGUGGAGGAAGUGGCAAUAUUAUGUGCUCAGAAUGCGGUGGCCGAGGUCAUCUAGGACCUAAGUAACUUGUGUUUUGCCUCCUUACCUUGGGAAAUUUGUUGUAGCCUUCUGUGUAACAUCUAUACAUCAGAAUUUCAUUCAUCUACAAAAUUCAAUGUCCAAUUGUGAUAAAUUCACGGUAAAAGAAAUUGAAUUCAUGUAUUUGACUCAUUCAGUGGUGUUUGCCUUAUUAUUCUAAAUUUCCUUUAGUAUGCUGAUUGAUCUGGA
Theobroma umbraticum is the source of this 897-nucleotide messenger RNA. RefSeq names its product DnaJ/Hsp40 cysteine-rich domain superfamily protein. The record is from RefSeq and is a predicted model, not a curated record. Lineage: Eukaryota; Viridiplantae; Streptophyta; Magnoliopsida; Malvales; Malvaceae.